CGCCGAGGCGCGGGCGGGAGCGGCGGGAUGUCGGGCCCCAACGGAGACCCGCACGUGCUGGGCGGCGGCACCGGCGGCGACGGCGGCGACGGCGGCGACACCUUCGAGGAGGAAGAAUAUGCAGCAAUAAACUCCAUGCUGGACCAGAUCAACUCCUGCUUGGAUCACCUGGAGGAGAAGAAUGAUCACCUACACAUCUGCUUGAAGGAACUGCUGGAGUCCAACCGCCAGACCCGGCUGGAGUUCCAGCAGCAGAGCAAGCAGCUGAACACAGGAGCUGAUGUGCAGGGAUCCCAGCCUCCUGCCUAGUCUGACCACACACUCUCAGCUGGUGUUGCUAAGGGGACAGUUACUGGCCACCGAUUUGAUGUAAAACUUGAAUAGCAGAGGUGCCUCGUGUCUGUUACUUGUUCCUUUCUGUGUUUGUAUCCUGCCAUUCAUCUCCAUGUUCUGUUUUCCUUUAGCUGUGAGACAGGUGCAGAAGCACAAGGGUAGGUGUAGAAGAGCUGGUUCUUUCUGCUCCCCAACACGAGCCUGGCACUCACACUUGUUUAAAGCUGGUUGUAGGAAACCUGAGGCCAUGCAGGAAGUUUGCAGGCAAGCCCUCUUCACAAAGUGGAAAAAUUAUCUCUGCUCUCCUUUCCUUAAAUCCAAGAAAGGAGUAUUAUGGCUCUACCUCCUUCCCUCAGAAAGCACAGCAAGGGCUGUCCUGAUUUCAGGCUUGUCCCUAAGUGUAACUCUGGUGACAGCCCUGGAGAGGGAGGACCUAGGCCAGCUGCUGCCUUGAAGCUACAGCUGCUCCCUUAGUCAUGUUAACUGUGAUAUAUGAAAUAUUGGCACAUGGUUCCAGAUCACUGGACACUUCCACUCAUUCCAAGCAGAUAAGACAAGCUACCAGGGUGAUGUUUCCAUUGAUGUGACCAUUGUAACUGGGAGCUGCCCCACUCCUUCAGCUGCCAUUAAGGACUGAGAUGUGGAGAGAGGCAGAACAGCCUGGUUAGCCCUCACCACAGCAUCAGCAGUAGAGAGCAGAGCACUCCCUGUACCUUCUGACAAAGAACAAGAGGUCUGGUCUGUACAUUGUGAUCUUUGUCAGUAUGUCCUAGAGCCAGCACUUUUGAAGCAAGUCUUACUGUUCUACUUAUGUAGAGUUAAAGGAGUUCUUGGGAAAGUUA
Molecule: messenger RNA, 1175 nt
Organism: Cinclus cinclus
Lineage: Eukaryota; Metazoa; Chordata; Aves; Passeriformes; Cinclidae
Gene: BBLN
Product: bublin coiled coil protein
Exons: 2
Coding region: 28-309 (93 amino acids)
Source: RefSeq, a predicted model, not a curated record